Messenger RNA from Rhagoletis zephyria (snowberry fruit fly), 724 nucleotides. RefSeq names its product cytochrome P450 CYP12A2-like. Gene Ontology annotation, molecular function: oxidoreductase activity, acting on paired donors, with incorporation or reduction of molecular oxygen; heme binding; iron ion binding. Lineage: Eukaryota; Metazoa; Arthropoda; Insecta; Diptera; Tephritidae. The record is from RefSeq and is a predicted model, not a curated record.
GAAAAGCAAGAGCGCUUGCGCUCAGAGGUAAGGAGUGUACUGCCAGAAAAGCUUGGCGAUUUCACACCAAAUGUAUUGGACAAUAUUCCGUAUCUGCGUGCAUGCAUUAAAGAAUCACUGCGCAUUUACCCAGUAUCUGUCGGGAAUAUGCGUGUACCGCAAAACGAUCUCAUUUUAAGCGGCUAUCGUGUACCUAAAGGCACUUGGGUGAGCAUGAUUUCAUCAACUCUACAAUCGGAUGAACGGUUUUUUCUGCGCCCCUUGGAAUAUUUACCGGAACGUUGGUUGCGAACGGACGAAACUAUCAGCGAGGAGGGUGUGCGAUCAUUAAAGCCAAGCAACCCGUUUGUUUAUCUACCAUUCGGUUUUGGACCGCGCAUUUGCCUAGGACGUAGAAUAAUAGACUUGGAAGUAGGGCUGGCAAUGGCAAGAUUAGUUAGGAAUUUCAAAAUAGAAUUUAAUUAUCCCACCGACAAGCCAUUCAAGGGUAUGCUAAUCAAUAUGCCAAAUAUACCCUUAAAAUUUAAAUUAACUGACAUUGAGUAAAAAGAAGCAGAGAAUAUUAUACUGAUUUUUUGUUGUUUUUUUUUCGUAUCAUCUAUUAAAAAAAAAAAAACGCAAUAAAGAUUCACAAAAUACGCCAAAGGCAUUGUUUUCACAAAAUUAAAUGAAAUAUGUAUGUAUGUAAAAAAAAUUGCAAAUAUACAUACAUAUAUGUAUAAGC